CACACAUUUACAAUCAAAACCAUAUUGCAGCCCUCAAUGCUCUUAUGACAUCUUCCCAGGCUGGUCCUUCGCGGCCAAGAGCAUUAGAGCCAUUAAGGACAUCAUACUCUCGUUCAGCAGGAAGGGGUGCGAAUGAAGGUUCAAAUGCAUCCAAAGCAUUCAUACCUUUGCGACCGAGUGUAAGAGCGGAUCAAUCAAGUAAUAGAAUUGCACUGCAAUCACAGAAUACCCAGAAGAAGGCUCUAGAACCAAUUCGUAUCACGAAACAGUAUGCUGCUCCUGUACAACAACCGUCUGCUAGGAGAGCAUUGGAGCCGAUCGGAGGAAGGAGAAGUAGAUCAGAUCAAUCGAGCUCUAUAAGUGAUUCGAGCUGGUCAAAUUCGAGCGGAGAGACGAAAUCGUAUCAUCGAAAGAGAGCCCUCGAGCCGAUUGAGCCAAGACAAGUUGCACCACGUCCUCAAGACAGGCAGAAGACUGACAAGGCGGACAUCGCACCAGUUCAAAAGAGAUCUAAAACUCUAGAGCCUAUCACAAGACAAUCAAUACCACGCCUUCAAGACAAACAAGAGGCGGAAAUCGUAUCUGUUCAAAAGAGAAGAAAGGCUUUAGAGCCCAUCAAAAGACAAUCAGCGGGUGUGUCUAGUGGAAAAUUGAUUGCAAAUUGCAAGGUGCGAGAGCCUAUCAAGUCAAGUACGAACACUGCAUCUCCAAUUGAAGGCAUAGAGGUAGAACAGAGAAAGGUAAAUAACAAAGCAAUGAUCCCGCUUAAAUCACGGUUACGAAAGGAGGUGGAAGCUGACAAGAAAAGUGAAGGUGAAAGCAGCCACAGAAAAGUCAUGCUUCCAAUCCGGCCUAGAUCAGCUGUCGAUACUGAGGAGGGAAAGAAAGGUAAAGCGCUUGAACCUCUUCGAAGAUCGGACAAACAAUCCAUGGAUCAAGUUUGCGCUGGUUCUCGGGCUUACGCAGCUCUUGACCAUGCUAGACAUGCCACCAAAAUUCUGUGUUACGACCUCCAAAGGAUGAAGCCAUGCUCAAACAAAAACGGAAUCUCGCUCGGCACGUAUAGUCAUCUCAAACGGGAAACCGUAUUCGUUCACAUUGUUGGGCGUAUUGUGGGUAUUGAGGAAAAAGAUCACAAAGUCAAGUGGCUGAUUGACGAUGGAAGUGCUGUCGUGGCCGCACAUCAUGCGUACGAUCCGAGACCUGUGGUAGUGCAAAAAGACGUUGAAAGCAAAGUUGAUAAGGGCAAACGUCGAGCAGUGGAAGAGACAGUCGAUAUGGCUUCAGGCAUCCCUUCCGAAUACAUUCGUCCACCAACGCCGAUCAAAGUGCCAAAAAGGGAAACAAAGAUUGAAGCCAUCCUUCGUGCAACUACCAACAACCAAAAAUUUAAGCAUACUUAUCGACAUCUACCGAUCUGUUCGCUUGUGAGUGUUGUGGGACGAGUAGAUUCUUGGUUCAAGGGCGAAAUGAUCGUUCAGGUCGAUCGAAUCAUUCCGUCUGGUUUCUCAAAAGAUGAGCCAACAGUCAGAGCGCCACGCGAAGGGUACAUUGAGCUACUCAAUAAUCCGAACAUGGAAUCCGAGCAUAUUCACGAUACCGUGCUUCUGGCUACAACGGAGUAUGCAAAUGAUGCAGGAACAGCACCCGCUGAACCACCUCAAGAUCAAAGUGUAGCAAACCGGAUAAAGGUCGGACCAGCAGGAAGUCGAUCAGAAAGACAUGAGGAAGCUAAUCGUCUGCGCCAAUCGAAGAGGAAAUUUGAUGAAAAUAGCACUGAGAGUGAGAAGAAAGAGAAAAGGCAAAACAAUGACACAAAUACAACAUAUUCUCCUCGACUAUCAGCAGAUGUAGAAGCUUCUACCACUUUACCUGAGCAAAGUGCACCACAACGCCGCAUGCGAGACUUUCGCAAGAUUCCUGAUCGGCAAAUCAAUGAUCAAUUGUUGCGUAUAUAUGUUCAGAAACAUAUUUCCGAUCACUGUCGUCAACCCCUCGAUGCGGAAGAUCAAGCUAGAGGGGAUUUGCCUCCCACAUUCACAAUCAAUUAUCUUCAAACGGUAACCACUUUACGAUUAUUGGCCGAUCGUGUGGUAGACGUUGCGGUGAAGAAACGGGAAGGGAAGAAAAGAAAGAUUGAGGCUAAUGCUUCAACGUCAUCGACAUCACAUCCUGUCAGAGACGCUGGUAAACGUCAGCGUCUGUUUGAAUCAGUGAUUCGUAAUAUAGUGGCCGAUGGUAUGGUAGUUGUGAGCGAUGGCAGGAAGCAUCCACCAGUAUCGCCUUUCAAUGGUGAGAAGCCAAGAGAUUUUUCUGAAUUCUUACGCUCAAAACAAGGCAAGCUGCUAGAUUGGGAAGAAGGAAAGGAUGAGCAUUCCAUGUGCAAAUUUACACCGACUGUAGUAUCGGGUGAUUUUGUUACGGCUAAACAGAUGCAAACAGAGGAGGACGUUUCGAUGAUGCGUUGGAGAGGAAGUCACAAGACGGCACAGAGUAAAGGACAAGAAGUUUAUCAAGUGGUCACGCCAACCUUGCUGGCUGAUCCGAUCCGCGAAGUUGUAGGAUUUAAAAGCGGUGAAGCCUUUGAUUCUAUACCUGCUCAUAAGAUCAAAGAACGGCUACGAUUGCUUGACGAUCGUUGGCAGUAUAUUCGACCGGAAAGUGUUGCAGAAUCGAUUGCUUAUUUGCGAGCACAAUUAUAGAUGAAGUUGUACUGCUGUAUUUAGAUGCUUU
Messenger RNA from Meira miltonrushii, 2733 nucleotides. RefSeq lists its product as uncharacterized. The coding region runs from base 45 to 2702 and encodes 885 amino acids. The record is from RefSeq and is a predicted model, not a curated record. The transcript has a single exon. NCBI's taxonomy places the organism in Eukaryota, Fungi, Basidiomycota, Exobasidiomycetes, Exobasidiales, Brachybasidiaceae.